GAGCAAGGCCAGGGAUCAAACCCAUAUCCUCAUGGAUCCUAGUUGGGUUCAUUAACCACUGAGCCAUGAAGGGAACUCCAGAGCCCUGUGAUAUUUGUGGCAGUGGGGACCACUGCAAGUUGGCCAUCUAGCUCCUUUUCCCCCCAGAAGCCAGGGUCCCCUCUAAAGGGUUUGGAAAGGUGCAUGUGCUUUCUUAAAGGUGAAGAGCCGACUUUCUCUGAUCCUUGCAGGAGAAGGUAUUUAUUGGAGUGAAAAUGGCACUAGUGUUUGGCUCCAGGCUUCAACCAGGUCCUCUUUCUGGGUCUUCACACCCCAGGUUGGCAGUGGGAUGGCUUAAACUUCCAGCAUCUCAGAUGCAUAGUCAGCUUCAUUUUGUACAUUUCUGCUUCUCAGUAAAGCCAGGGCUGGGCUGCCUUGCCCUUACCAGAGUGCAGAGGGUGGCAGGGGAAAAUUUUGUCCUCAGGGUUUGGACAGCCCUGGAUGGCCUGGUCUCUGAGUGAGCCUAGCUCUUGUUAAACUUCCCAAGGUAACCUGGUUUUCUCUAUUCUGAAACACUUUUGAGGAACUUGGAAUUAAUUUCCAGAAAACACCUGAGUAUUCCUGACCCUCUGCAUUCUCCCUGUGCGUCUGACCCCAGGACCCUCAGCAGACCCGAUUCUCUCCUGCCUCUGUCGGGUGCUCCACCCCUUCCCCUGGGUUUGGGCAUCUCCCCUUCUUCGCUCUAACAGAUCUCAGUCCCAAAACCCUCUUCAUCCUUAGAAGCCCUCAAGGCCCCUUUACUAAGGAGAACUUUGGAGGCGAGCCGGGACAGACCAGCCUUCUCGAGAUGAGCACAGGACAUCCCCUGCACAAGUCCUUGAUAAAACAGGGCAUGAUGUAGAUUUUUAUGUUUAACUGGUGGGCUGUGUUUAUCCUCUCCCCCCCCCACUAAACGAAGUCAUUACUCCUGCUAGGGAAACUGUCUCCUUUACUCACCCUUCAGGACUUGGCUGACUCCAGGGAACUUUGGGCCUUCCCAGCUGGCCCUCUGAAUUUCUGUGCCUUUUACCCAGUUAUCAACAAGAUGAUAAGUGCCUUUAAGGUAAAAAAAAAAAAUAUUUAAGCCCCACAGCAAUUGGUACUACUAAACUGAUAAUAGUGGCCUCUUAAAUACUUUGGGUUCAGCUUAAUUGAGGUGACUUGAGUCCUAAUUGUUUUUAUCGCUCAGAUGAAUCUGCCCAGCUAAGAAAUCGUUGAGGACACCCAGGGAGAGUGUUCAGCCUAGCAUGGCCUCUCCCGUCAGAGCUGAGAGAAAAGCAAAGCUUCCUGCAGAGAUGCUGUGUGGAAACCACUGAAUCUGUAUUUUCAACUUUCUUCUGGUGUUUCUGUGUAGUUGAGAUAAUUUUCCAUAGUGUCCCACUGAAACACACUUAACUUUGGGGGAAUGUUGACCUUAGGAUAUGUGCAUUAAAGUCAGCUGGCGGAUUAUCCAGGUCUAACCAAACUUCAAAAAGUGUUGUGCUAUGUACACAAUUUUUAAAAAAUAAAUUUUUAGGUAACAAGUAGUCACAGUAUUUUUAAGUUAUCAAAGUAAAAGUUAUGGCAGUUUGGAUGUUGGCAUUUAGCCAGUUUGUCCGGCUGUAGUGUCCACUCCCAGGCACCAUUCCUGGACAGGUGACAGGGGCCCUGGGGUGAUGCUGUUCCAGAGGGACCUCCAUGGUGCCUUGGAGCUUGGCCUCUGCCUCUUUCACCAUCAGUGUAGAUGGAUCCACGUAGUCCUGCCCCACGUCAUAGGGUUGUGGCAAGGCUUGGAUGGGAUGUGAGUGUAAACCAUAAGUGGUAGGUGAAUAUGAGGGGCAUCAUUGUCACGCUGCUAAUAAGAAUUAAAUCAAGUCUAAAUUACAGGAACUUUUCUGAUCUGUUUUCCCUAAGACCCGGUUCUUGGGGAGAGUCUAUUAAGAACACGCGUGUAAUUCAGAGAAACAUUCUCUUUACAAUUCCACUUUGUGAUCAUGGGCUGGAAAGGAGGAGGGAAGAAAAGCUUUUUAACUACUCUGCAGUUCCUGAGUGUGUUCUCUCUGAUAGAUGAGAUUUUAUUCUUAUGAAAGAAGAAACCCCAGUGUACCCCUUCUGUGGUGAUGCUGAAUGGCCUUAAUCGGACAGGAAGGCAAGGGUGAGAGGUGGUUUUAAGGCUGUGAAACAUGGAUUAAAUUCCAUUUCAGCAGUCACAGGAAUGUAAGUCUCAAACACAGAACAGGGUCCCGUAAACCUUACUCUCCCCGCAGGCCCGGGUCCCACAGCCCUGAUCAUGCCCUCAGCCUCGCCCCACAUCUCCUGCGAGGGAAGGUCACACUGUGAAGUCUGAACUCCGAGGGAACCUGGGUAUGUGUGCUCUAAAGUUAGUUUUGUGGUGAAGACUGGACAUAGUUAGCUAGAAUCCCUGAGAUGCAGGUGGGAUCUGUAGGAAAUGCUGCCCGUGUGGGUGCCCAGCCAGUCAGCCAUCCGUCCAAAGAAAGGGCACAGGGUGAUGUAAGUCCCCCAGCAGGUGGCCAGGUGCUGGCCCUGAGCAGGGUGAGGUCCUCAUUGGGGACAGAAGCCCAGCCCCAGAGUGUAUGUCUUGAGCAGACCCGGGCCCACACAUCCACAGUGGUAAUGCUCUGAAGGGAAAGAAGGGGGGGAGAGGGAGGGGGAAGGUACUGGCAAGGUGACAUUAGAGAGUCACAUCAGGGGUGUGCGGGAGCCUUGCUGACAUCCAGGGGCUCUUCCAGCAGUAAGGAGUGGUGUGUGCGUGGGCGGGUUCCCGUGUACCUGGCACCUUCCAGGGUUUGCAGAGCCCGCAUGCUGGCAGUAAGUGAACAGGGGCAGAAUAGUCACAAAUCAAGGCUUGGAGGCACCCAGGCACCAGGCAUUGUAGCAGCCAGGAGACGGGCCUCUGGCCUCCACUCUUUAAUGAGGAGCCCCUGGAAAUGUGCACUGUGCUAACUUUAAUGAACUUAACUUCAUUAUUUUAAUUGUUCUCAGUGUUUUUUCUGAGGUUUCCCCAUGCACAGACUGUUAACCAGUCAUUUACAGAAAUAAGUAACACAGGUCUGGUGCCCAGGAUGGCAAGGAUUUGCGCGCUGAGUGCACUUUUUUAUAGUUCACAUGGGAUUUAUAUGGAGAAUUUGUAUGGUCACAAAAUAGCCAGGGUAAAAAUGAUACCCCCAGAUUGCAAGGGCAGGUGCAAGGCCUCUGUCAUGAAUGACCGAGUGGGGUGGAGAUGGCCUGGCCUGGAAGGGCACAGCUAGGGCUGACAACACGGUGGCCCUUGGUCUGAAGACAAGGGCUGGUCAAGCCAGGGCACCAGGAUCAUCACCGCCGUCCAUCUGAGCAGCAAGCCUCAGUUAUCACGCUGAUCUGCCGGGGUGGGAAAGGGGUGAAGGAGAGGCCUACCCCCUGCCCCACAGCCAGGAGGAGCGCCCCUGAGCCAGCCCAUCCUCCCUGAAUCUAAAGGCAUCACCAGGGACCUGAGUUGAACCCCACCCCCAUGUUGUGAGGAGAUGUCUGGUGGCUGUGGAUGGGGGUCCAAAGGCUUUGGGAGCUUGUGUCCCACUGUCCAGGGUAGAGGGAACACAUGGAAAGUUGCAUUCCUGGAAGAGGGCAAGUCCCCAUGUGCUGUGUGGCACACAGGCUGCUUCCUUAUCAUCUUCAGGUCACAGAGUCCCAGGUGCUCUGCCCCAGGGGUCUCCUGCAGGGGGGCCUCCAUCUGAACACAGACCCCUCCCCACUCCACCCCUUGCCAUUUCUUCCUCCCAGCCUGUUCCCUCCCCUGCUUAUUGUGGUCCUGAGUGGUGGGUUUGGAGGAGAAAUGACCCACCAUCCUUUAGAGAUGGUGUCUGUGGCAAAGGGCCCCACCCACACAGCACAUCACCUUCAGCCAACGGGAGGCAGUCUGUGUACAGGCAGGGGGUGUUGAAAAAGGUGAAUUCACUGUUGCGGCCUUGCGUGUUCCCAGUGUGUGCUAGAAUCCUCAAGAACCCUAAACUCACAGUCACUUCGGGCCUAAACAUCACACUUAGGAAGCAGGUUUAGAGUGUUGCUCUCUGAUUUGUGCCGUCUUCGGGUGGCGAGCAGAUGCAUUUGUCCCUCCAUCCAGGCAGAGCACUGGCUAAGCCAUAAAACAUCCCCCUGGCACAGGAUUCCUCACCACUUCUCCAGGCUGGAAGAGAGUUCCAGCCUGUGGCCUGUCCAGGAUCCCAGAUGCCCACCAGCUCCUGUCUGGCUUCACUCUGGGUGGAGGCACUUGUGCAAGAAAUAUAUCAAGACAUCUCAGAAAAUGGGCUUGUGAUGAAAUGAAAGCAAGAAUUGAAGGUUGGCUGAAGAAUUGAAGUUCUAGGUUAGUCACUAAGAGAAAUAAUUGCACUAGAAUGAAAAUUCAGAUCUCCCUAUAUAUAUACCCCCAAAGAAUAGGGAGAAUGUUUUGAAAGGACAGGUGGUUUUGUUUUGUUUUGUUUUGUUUGUUUUAAGUGAGGGGAGAUCUGGGAAACAAUAUCCAGUGGUAGAGACAGGUAGAGAAAGAAACGGCUCAAGGUGCUUCUGGACCCACUUUAGGUCCAGUGUAGAAUCUGGUAAUCAUGGUAUCAUAGGUGAGAGGAAAAUGCCAGCAGCAUCCUAACCUCUUACCUGCACUGUGAUGUGUCUUGGGAACCGGUUCUGUUAACACAGAGGCACCAUCCCCAGUGUGUCUGUCCCAUUGUAUUCAGAUCUCAGGACUGGAUCAUUUUCUAGACCAUCAGAUUUCUAGGAAAUAGCUCUCUGAUCAAUUAAGGGUUUACAUUCAUUGGGCCCCAAACUGUUUUAGCUUAUUCAUUUAGAAUGAGAAUUUAGAGACCUUAAAUACAGGCUAAAACAUCAAUAAACUCUUCCAAAAGACAUGCCUGUGAUUAGAAUGGCUCUCAUCACAUGCCUCAACUGCCAGAACAAAGAAAACUGCCUUCCCGGAACCAAGACAUUUUAAUGUGAUAUCAGGCCUGGUGGGGCAUGAGCUUUUGGUCCUGGCUCGAAGCCACUAAAUUGUGUGACCCUAGGUAAUUGCAUACCUUUAGUCUCCCUUUCUCAUCUCAUAUAGGUUUUAAAAAACCUUUAAGAAAGGAUCCCCAGCUGUUUCCAGAUCUAACAUUCCUCUUGUGUGAAUACAGUAGACCUGUCUCUAUCUUGCCCGGCGAUAACCAUUAUGUCUGCAGGGAAACCAUUAAUCCAAUUUUUUUUCGUCCUCCUUUUCUUUAUUUAUGAGAACUUUAUUUUAUAUGAUUCUUACUUGUAAUCAGAAAAACACACCAUGUGGAAAAAAUGUGAUGAAGAUCCAAGAAAGGUUUCUUAACAAGAUUCUCCAUCAAAGAUAAAGUAUCACAGAGACAGCAUCACCAGGCCUAUUGUUCAUUUUUAGGUUUGGAAAAAACUGUAAUUUAAAACAGAUCCAUUAUGGAAAGUAGGUGCCUUCUGUGUAUCAGAAACAUAAAGCAUACAAUUGCGUAGAGGUCUUCACAGUAGCACAGCGGAUGGAGUGGGACGAAGCCUUUUGUUCCAGCUCCUUCUGAAUUGUCAGCUGAGCUUGCCAGCCUUGGCUGGGGGUCACUCCCAGUCGCAAGGCAGGGCGCACUUGCUCUUCCACCUAAGACCACCAGGCCACCUUCCCUUCUUGGGGUCACAGCGUGCAGUGGACAGCCCGAGUUCGUGCUGCUCUGCUUUCAGUGCAUGACAGCACAUAAACUGAAGCAUCACUGCUGUUUGUCCUCACAAGACUCCUAGCAGCCAGGAGCAGGAGAGUGAGGCAUCCCCCCCUUACCUGUGAGCACACCCCAUCCUUGGUGUCACCUAUUGUCCCCUUCUUACCUAUGAGCACACCCCAUUCUUGGUGUCACAGGCCGCCUGCCUUUCCAUCCCCGCUUCCUGUGCCUGUCCCUACCUGUGUAUUACAUGUUCAUUUCCCCACUGUCAUUCUUUCCUUGUUUGGGAUCAGUGUCUGGCCCCUGGUCCCCUUGGUGAACUCCUUUGUAAUUAAACCACAGGGUCCUAUAGAUAGUUCCUCUGAACCCUACACCCCUCGGGUCCCCAGUCCUCCCCUACAGUGGACCUUGACCCCUCUCUGCUGGGACAGUGUCACACUGUCCUAUAAUUGUCAAUUUGCUUUGUCCUCCUGCUUGAUUCUCGAUGGCAGGGGUGAGGACUGUCACCUGUUCCUCCGCACCCCAGCAGUGUGCAGGCCGAGGAAUCUGGUUAACACGCACCGAUCUGGAUUGAUCUGUCCAGGUGCUUCUAAAAGUCACCUGCACAGGAUGCUCUUCAUCCUCUGAUGUCAUGAUUGCAUCUACCAGGAGUCAUGGAUUACGUUUGUGUGAUUAGGGCACUGGGGAUCCCUACACAGACAUUCUAGAACACGUUCAGGGCAGAAAAAGAAGGACUGUGUGAAUCUUUUUCUGUAACAUGACUCUGGAUGUUGAGGCAAAACAUAGCUGAUUUAGAGUUUAAAUGACUUGGUCCUGGGCUGCCUCAUCACAGCCCAAACACGCUUGGUCCAGACAGCUCUUGAUCUGUGCCCCUGGAUUCUUGCAGCCUGUGAUCAGACACCACCAUAGAACUCAAGGAAGAAAGAAUGGGCUGAUGAGAAUUCUGCUGUAAUUUUUCUUUAAAAUUGCAAAAGACAAUCAUACUUAAACUAUGUUUUCUGAAAAGGCUAGUGUGGGUAUUUUUCAUUGACAGUGAUACAUGGGAAAGGAAGUUGCAGAAAGAAGCCCAUGACUAGAAUGGCUUCGGAUGCUACUGGAAACUUAGCACCGAUGGAGUGAGGAGUUCAUCAGAGCCUCUCCAUCCCACGGGAUUGCCUUGGUUGUAGGGACCUCUUGAGAAUGUGUCUUAAUGUAAAAGGUGGCCUCUCUGCCUGUGGCAUUGUUUAUGCACAAUUGAAAAAUAGUGGUAUCUUUCAGUUGCCGUUGUGACAAAACCCUGUUGUGUAAUUAUAAAAUUAUAUCACAGUUGAUGGGGAAAUGCCAGCAUGAACCCUGCCAAGAAAAAAAACAAUCGUGUACAUUCAUUUAGUUCAAAACACCCUCAAACAAGAGGCCCUUUUCCUCCCAACUCCAGAAAUUCACGGUCUAUGUCUGUAGUCAUGUUUUAUUAUUUAUUUAUUAUAGGUGAAGUGAUAGCAAAUAAGACUCCACAAAGCAUUGCAUUGAGAUACUUUGAGAUAAAAGGCAAUUGUUGGGAUGUAGGGAAGGGGUCAAGUUAAAAAAAGGACAUUUGAUGUUUGCUGAGUAUUGUCUCCUUUUUUUCAUUUAUUAAAAAAAAAAAAAUUCAAGUAUUCUGUGAAAGUGUUCCCAAAGGCCUGACUAAACACGUGAACCUUAACAAUUUGCCCAUUGUGGCCAUGGUUAAGCCCCAGUGUGGGAUUCUGCGGCCUUUGCUGUUGUAUUUUGAAGGACUGAAUUUUAAGCCAUGGGAUUACAGUCCUUGUGGUUUAUUCUUCCGAGGCUGAAAUGUCUUUCCCAACGUGACACCAUUAUUAGCUGAACUUUCCACGAUGCCGUCUGCAAAGUCCAACAAGCUGAGCACAGUACAUUUGCGGGACAUCUCCGCAGUGUCCAAAGGGGUGUGACAUCUUUCCAUCCUUCUGAGGACUCCCUGAAGGUUCCUCAGUUCCUCGGGAGCAGCCACCCCUGGAUCCCCCUCCAUGUGGCUACAGGUGAAGCCAACGAACCGGGGUCCCACCCUCCACGCACUCCCUGUAGUUGAGAAGACACUUCCCAGCCCAGGGGAAAUGUGUGUGUCAGGGGUCUGCACAGGCUGUCUGGGCUGGGGGAAGAUGAGAAGGGCUGGGAUCUGUGGCUUUGCGGACUUCUGUGGGGGAAGGGAGCAGGGGCUGGAGUUGGACUGGAUGCAGGGUGGGCUGGCAGCAAAGGCAAGCUCUCAGUGUCACCAGCACCCCCCCCCGCCCCCCCGUCCACUCCCAGCACCUUCCAGGCACGCCAAACUGACCUGUCUCUCUCCCCAGGGCUUAGUGGACAUGGCCUGUGGCUGGUAGGGUCUGUAGUGCUCCCAGCUCCACCCCCACCCCUGGCAGUGUGCCCAGUACAUAAUAAAUACUCCUUUGAAGAUGUGAACUGAAAGGGUAUAACAUGAGAUAUGGUGAAUUCUUGCUAAAGACUGUUAAUUCACUAGUGUUCAUUAAAUGCUUUCUUUUCAAAAAUAAAUAUUCACUGAGCUUUUUAGAGUGAAAGCACUCAGAUGCAAACAGCCCAUAAAUUACUCAUUCUGUUUCCUAAGUGCCUUAGUCACUUUUCAGCCAGGAAAGGGGGGAGAGUGGGAUAGGUUUGCAGCUGGCCUGCCUCACAGGUAAGGAAGCCUCUGCCUCUAACCUGUCAGGUUGCUAAGGGAACUCGAUGCAGUUGCAGAACAGUUGCUACAUCUCUAGCCCAGGACACCAGCUGAUGUUAUGAAAAUAUGAUAGAAUGGCCUCCCCUUCCCUUUGUCCUGUCUGGCACAGCAUGUUGGGAUGCAGAAAACCCCUGAGGCCAGCCUUUGUUUGAAAGCAGCUCUUGAUUUAUGCACCUUGAAUCUCAGUGUGAUCUCCCGUUUGCUACAUUCUCCCCAAAGGUGGAGAAAAAAGUCCCAGUAUAUGUACUGCCCAUGUUUAUUAGAGCCUCCUCCCACUGCAACUUGUUUCUGAUUUUCCCUAAGGUCCUGGUCGGCCUCUGUCCCCAGCUCACACCAGGGAGUGAGACUGACCCAGGAACAGCUCCCAAGGCCACUGGAGGGGCAGCUCCCGUCUCAGACCUGAAUUCCGCCAAAGGACCCAGUGCUGAAAGCCGUUUGUCAUGACUUCUGAGGUUCUUAAUCAAAAGCCAAGUCAAUGGACCCAGGGUGGGUGUGCCCCUCAGGCUGUGAGCAGCGUGCUGUCCCAUAGAAGGUCCCUCUGGCCAGCAUCCUGUUGCCUUACGGAGCAAGCAAAGAGGAUGGACGGAGUGAAGAGCCGUCUGCCUGCGUGCUUUCUGCCUUCUGUGCCCUUUUUAAUCCUAGUGUCCACUCUCGCAACUGCUAGGAGUGUGGCCAACAGCACUUUAAAUGGCACUGACAUGGUCGUGGGCGCUGCGCCGGUGGUCAUUGCCAGAACUGACCAUAUCAUCGUCAAGGAAGGGAACAGUGCCUUGAUUAACUGCAGUGUUUAUGGCAUCCCUGAACCCCAGUUCAAGUGGUAUAAUUCCGUGGGCAAGCUGCUGAAAGAAGAGGUGGAGGAGAGAGGAGCAGGAAAGUGGCAGAUGCUGGACGGCCUCCUGAACAUCACCAGGGUGUCCUUCUCAGACCGAGGUAAAUACACGUGCGUGGCCUCCAACGUACACGGCUCCGUGAACAACACGGUGACGCUGCGGGUGGUCUGCACAUCGGGGGACAUGGGCGUGUACUACAUGGUGGUAUGCCUCGUGGCCUUCGCCGUGGUCCUGGUCCUCAAUGUCACCCGCCUCUGCAUGAUGAGCAGCCAUCUGAAGAAGACCGAGAAGGCCAUCAAUGAGUUCUUCCGUACCGAGGGUGCCGAGAAGCUUCAGAAGGCCUUCGAGAUUGCCAAACGCAUCCCCAUCAUCACCUCCGCCAAGACGCUGGAGCUGGCCAAGGUCACCCAGUUCAAGACCAUGGAAUUCGCCCGCUACAUCGAGGAGCUGGCCCGCAGCGUGCCGCUGCCGCCGCUCAUCAUGAACUGCAGGACCAUCGUGGAGGAGCUCAUGGAGGUGGUGGGGCUGGAGGAGCAGGCCCAGAACUUCGUGCGCCAGGCGCCGGAGGGUCAGGAGGCUGCCGGAGAUGAGGUCUACACCAUCCCCGACGCCCUGCAGAGGAGCGACUCCCCCGCUGCAGACUCGGACGCCUCCUCACUGCACGAGCAGCCCCAGCAGAUUGCCAUCCAGGUGUCCGUGCACCCUCAGUCCAGGAGGGGGCCCACGGACGACCAGGACGGGGUGCCGCUCGAGGCCGGAGAUGGUGAGGAUAGUGAGCCGUCCGCCGGACGCUCCCCAGAGUCUGCGGAGCCUUCCACCGACAUCACGUCCACGGCGCUGACCUCUGAAGAACCUACGCCGGUCGAGGUACUAGACCGCGCCCUGCCACCAGCUCUCCUGGAGACCUCAGAACCGGCCAGGGCGCCUGACGGAAAGGCCUGCGUCAUCUAUGAAAGCCAUGUGUAAUCGCCCCCUAAGCUAUGCACACCCGAGAAUCAGGGCUGCUCCUCCCAGCACAGAUGCAGUCGCUCUCGCCGCUAAGCCUUACCAGAAGACGCCCUUCCCAUAGGUAGGAGUGAGGCCGUCCGUGCGCGGCUGGCGUCUUCCCAGAAAGAGGAUGCGAGCCACAGGGUGCAGGUGUUGGGGGGGGCGGGCGUCUGCCCAGCGAUAGGAUUUCAGGGGCUCUCUUCUGCCAAAUACCUUAAUUGGUGAUGCCCUUUUGGCCAAGAGUCCCUGACUAAAAUACUCUUGAGUUCAAGAACCCUGUCCAGUGCACACCACGUUGCUUUUCCUUUUAGAAAUUAUAGCUCCGCUAUGGUAGCCACUGCACGUCUAUGGGUCUGUUGCACUUUCUUCUCAGUUUGUACCCCCUCUCUGUUCCUCUAUAACCAAGUGGUGGUUAUAAUGAUAGGAACGCUCAUCCUCCCGUCUGGUCUCAUCCCCCUUUGCUCCUUGGUCCUUAUUUCCCCCCUGGCCUUGACCUCAGAGGCUGUGGUGUCCCGGCCGAAACCCACCAGGCGUCUGUUAUACUCCAGAGCAGUUGCCAACCUCCUGAGUUCUGUCGUUUCCCAGGCCUGUCUUCGGACAGUGCUUUUUUUGUUUCCCAUGAAGCUGCUUUUGUGAAACUGAGAGAAAAACCUUGCCCAGGGAUAGCACUUUAAUAGCCAAAUAAAAAUGUGUUUACCUGUCUGAUUCUGAGAGCCUUUUGCUGAGCUCAGCUGAGAUUGGAGGGAGACUGAAAACUUGAAUUUACCCCAGCUGUCCAGGAAAAGUGCUGUUUUUACGUUGAAGUGACGUCAUCCCCCACACAAGGUUGCUGCUGUUUGUUUCGCUCCCAAAGACAGAGGUGCCUGAUGAAUCUGUGUAGGUGUAGAACACGCGCCUCCUUUGGGGGCUGCCAGGUGACCUAGACACUUGGUUUGGGGCAGCACGUGUUCAGGUCCGUGGGGUUAACCUGGCCAGCCCACUUCUGGGAACUGCAGGGCUAACUUGUCCGUCCUUGAAGGGGAGAGUGAGAGGUAGAAUAAUGGCAUCAGGUUUCACGCCAAAAUUCUUCAAUUAAUGUUUGGUCCCAUAAGAAAGCAGUUAUGCAAGAGGCAGGUCGAUGACAUGGAGGAAGAGGGAAGUAGUCGUCCAAGGGCCAGCACUCACCUGUCAGAAGCACCGGCCAGACAGGCUCUGAGCACCCACUUAGAUGGUUCACUGGCCCACAGAACCAAGCCAAUACAGUCACCCUGCCCUUCUCUGCAGUGUCUCAAAAAACUCAUUAGGGCAGCACCUGCAGUUUAGAUGUAAUUGUGGGAAGAAUGAGAGGUGUGAUUUUGUUUCCAUUUAGGAGCAGGGGAGCCAUGACUUUGAAAUCUUGGUGAGGAUCAUGGCCACAUCAGGGGUUCUCUGGAGAUUACUUGGGCCACACUGAUCGUGAGAGAGCAGACCCGAUGAUUGUGGCUCACUCUCACUAUGAAUAAUUGACCUUAGACACCUCCCUUGGUUUAACCUUUCUCAUCCACAGACAUGGAGGUGCUGCUCGAUGUCUGGCUCAGAGACCUAUAGUUUUAUGGAAAGUUUGCCAUCUCCCAUGAGGUCUCCCAGCAGUAUUGAGAGCAAAAAUGUACAUGUGACCUUAGAUGCUCUUGCUGCUGACCUUUCCAGCAGGUGUAUCUGGCCCUGUACCUGAAGGCAGAGGGUCUGGCUUCAGGGGUGUCUCUCUUGAUAGAUAAUGGUGUGGGAGGCAGUCUGACAAGACAAAGACUUGGAUGGGAUCCCUCUUGGCCACAGUGGCCCGUUACCAUCAGUUAGGGGGGUCAGGUGGUCACUGAAAAGUGAGUCAGGAGCCAUCAAGAGAAUCCUCGACCCCUACUGGGUCGCUCUGGGCCAGAGUCUUCUGUAUGUGUGUUGCAGAAAAGUUUUAUCUCCAACUCUCAGAGUAUAAACAUUCACCAUGUGUUGUGGAGAUCAGCAGAUUCUGACCAUGGAUCUGUUCACCCAGAGCAGCCACAGGAGCUCCCAAGUCCGUGUUGUUACACUGCAUGAACUUCUCCCACUCUGUCCAGUUCUUGCUCCACCAAAGCCCAUGUGCAGAUUCCCACCCAGAAAUUACAGGGAAGCGUGUCUCCCCCCAUUGAGACCCAGAUGAGGGUGGAAAGUUAAAAGUUCAGAUUUUUUAUGAAGUGGGAGCAGAGAUGUGUGACCAAAGAAUGUUUUCAGGUUGGUUUUCACUUCUUUCCUCUGGGGAGAUUAUCUAGAUUUUCAACAUGUUCCCCCUCUUUCAGGCAUCAGAAAGCUCUUGAUAGACUAAUAGCCAACCAAAGAGGGGGCUGGCUGGCCAUGAAGAUCCCUCCAUCCAGAAAGGUUCCCCUGUCCUGUCCGUGCUGUAGCUUCUUUACAAAAUGAGCGAGGCAUCGCUACUAGAACAGGGAAGGUAGAUGACCUCGUGACUUUCAGCUGGCUUUUCUAAGAUAAAUUAAAUCGUUCAACUCCAUAGAGAUUCCUAGAAAUAUGGUUGCAUGUGAGAGAGAGCCUGCAUGCAUGUGUGUGCACGCGACACACACACGUCAGAUGCAUUUGGGCAGUUUUCAAAGCUUAAUGCUAAAUCCCGAGCCAUGUCCCUUGGGUCUUAGCUCGUCAUUCUCAAAAGCAAGCAGUUCCUGGUUUCUGAGUCAUCUGGUCGUAUCUCUAGUGAUUUUUUUUUUUCUUGAAAUUCUAGAACUGAUUCAGAUAUGUGUGCAUAUUUAAUAUUCCCUUAGAUGAUCUGUAAACUUGGACGGUAUUUAUUCUAAAUGGGGGAAAAAAACAAUUUUAUACUGCAAAUCUAUGUAAUUUAUAAUGGUUUUGUUUUAUAUAUUAUAUUUUCAUAUCUUUAGGCACAUCUACUAGUCUCAUCUUUUUGUAUAUCAUACUUGACAAAAAAGAAACACUAAUACUUGACUAAACCUCUAGGAACCAAAUGUGAUACGUGUAACGUCUAGAAGGGGCUCUGAAAAUACCUGAGUGUCCUCCCCCAUCCUGAGCAUAAUUGCGCUGUGUCUUUGCACCCAGAGUUUCUGAUUGAUCACAGAUGCUGAUGAGGUUCCUUUUUUCAAAACCAGGGCCGAGAGGCUUGAUGUCCCGCCCAGUGGAGGCUGGGAGCUUCCCUUUAUCUUUUUUACUCUGGCUUUCAUUUUCGUGGUUGGAGUCUGUGUGGUCCAAACUUCCCUUUGAAGGGCAAACGUGAGAUGAGAAAGCAACAUGCUAGGCAGACUUGACUUGAGCAAUGGCCAUGUAAGUUUCACUGGACCCAUAAUGUUUCAAAUCUCGAACUUGGAUCAUUGCUUCUGGGUGAUCUCAGAUCUGUCUGGCUCUUUAUUUAGCUCAUGAAGAAAACAUGAGGUACAAUAGUGUUUGCAUGUUUUGAACCGACAGCCUCUAAAUGUAGUGCAGCCCACACAAACCAGCUCAACCCUAGAGAUACUGGUCCCAGCCAGCAAGGCAGAAUGUCAGUGUUGUGCCAGAACUGAAACACCUAACCACAGCCCCUGGCAUCCUGUGAACAGGGCUGAUCCCAGUGUCUCACUGGGGUAUUUACCUUCUGUUUGAGAUAUUCUCUUUUGUACUCAGCGCAUUUCGACGACCAUCCUGUACCUGUCUUCACACACCCUUUUUGCAGUCCCUUUAGAUCCUAAUCCUGGUGUCUGUUCUUUUGCAACUAAAUCGUUGGUACUCUUUAAAUAUCUACCAUUGUAUGUUCGCACACAUACUUUGAGCAUCUGUUACCUCCCCGGUAUUAGUCCUUUUUACAUUCACCUAUUCAUUUAAAAAUCCUUUAGUAGAUCACAGAGUUCAUUCCUCUAAUGGCUUUUAGGGUUUCUACAGUGAUUAAUCAGGUCUGAAUUAAACAAAUCAGUGAUAGGGAAGAAAAUGAAAACAAUUGCUGCUUAUGCUUUAUCUGAAGGACUGAGUGUUGGUCUGUUAUACCAGAAAAUAUCGUGUGAGGGUGAUAAUCUUUACUCGACAUUUUUUAGAGAUGUCAUUUUUAAGGGCCCUAAUGCUUAGAAUACCACAAUCAGAAUCGAAGCUCGUAGAGAAGGUAGAGACAGAAGACAGAUAGUUCUACGCAUAUUCUGGUGUAAGUCAUUUUUAUUUAACCAGCAAUGAAAACCUUCAAUGUAUCUCUUGGGCACCCUCUCGCUGCUCACCGUGAGUCAGGGUCACAGAAGAUGCUUGAUGUAUUGUACCUCUGGUCCUAGAUGUCCUUUGUUAAAACUGGAAAAUAAGACAGCAAAAUGUAUCUGGGCGGAAAUGGCAAACUGUUGAUUUGUGAACUAUAAAUGUUCACUUUUUAAAAAUAACGUAAAAGUGUAAACAAAUUACUAAUACUGAAGUGGAUAUAGCAGCAAAAAAAAAAAAAAAAAUGUGACCGACCCUGUAUUUUGGUUAUUGCUUUAAUAAAGGAUUUGCACAGGUGU
This is a messenger RNA of Sus scrofa (pig), 14662 nucleotides long. Lineage: Eukaryota; Metazoa; Chordata; Mammalia; Artiodactyla; Suidae. The record is from RefSeq and is a predicted model, not a curated record.